Molecule: messenger RNA, 3531 nt
Organism: Candida albicans SC5314
Lineage: Eukaryota; Fungi; Ascomycota; Pichiomycetes; Serinales; Debaryomycetaceae
Gene: RGA2
Product: Rga2p
Exons: 1
Coding region: 1-3531 (1176 amino acids)
Biological process (GO): regulation of GTPase activity; signal transduction
Cellular component (GO): cytoplasm
Source: RefSeq, a predicted model, not a curated record
AUGCCUGAACUUGUGCCACCAACAAACAAUCGGCCCCAUAUACAUGAGACACCCGAGUUAUCCUCGCAACCUUCUUUGGACAGUAAUAGACAACCCCGUGAAUUAUGCAAAAAAUGUAAUCAGUUGAUAGUUGAGGGCCACGCGUACGAAUUAGGCGACGAUAGAUGGCACAUUCAUUGUUUCAACUGUUCAAAAUGUAACACGUCUUUGGGUUGCAAUUCUAACUUUUUGGUUUUGGGUAAUGGAAAUUUGAUUUGCUCAAACUGUUCCUACAAUUGUAAGCAAUGUGGCAGAAAGAUUGAUGAUUUGGCAAUAUUGACUGGGGAUCAAGCUUACUGUUCCAAUUGUUUCAAAUGCCGUUCUUGUAAGAACAAAAUUGAAGAUUUGAGAUACGCGCGUACAUCGAAAGGAUUAUUUUGUAUGGAUUGUCACCAGAAACUAAUGGCCAAGAAGAAGAAAUACGAUGCGAAAAAGAAACAUUUGGCAUUACUUCAGGAGAAAAGAGUACAGUUGGAACGAGAAAAAGAUCAACGUGAAUUGCAAAUAUUGGAGGAUCAUAAACGAUCAGUCAACUCAUCCAGAAACAGUCUAAUUCAAUCAUAUAUGAAUAACCAAAACAAUCAAUCAGGAGAGAGUUUAUUGUAUCAACAAAACAAUCGCUCAGUAACAUCAGUUACAUCGUCCAAGAACAAGUCAUUGCCUUUACCCCCUACAUCUACAUCACCAGCAAGACCAACCCCUUAUUCUGCAAAUUCAUAUCAGUCCAAAGAGUCAAUUUCUGGGAAGAACAAAACAGACACAUCUCUUGGUUCUUUAUCAACGUCACAAACUUUUUCAGAACACACAAACAAAGGAGGUUCAACUAUGCACAGUAGUACUGGGCUUCAUAAUCCACCAAUAUUUCAAUCAGACAACGACUUUUCCAUUGAGGAAGUUCAAAAUAGCUCGGACUCGGAUUCAAAUGGCGAUGAAAAGAAAUCAAACAGCACUUCGUUGCGAAAUAAGAGUUCUAAUAGAAAUUCAAGAGUUCUGCCUUUUGUAAACCAGUACUCAACCCCUCCAUUGUCUUCAGAUCACUUGAAUACUGACGAAAUAUCAGCAGAUACUGGUGAAAGAACAGUUUACUUGGACGUUAUAGAUACUCCUCCAGAAUCCCAAGCUGAUCCACUUGCCGGAAAUCAAUUAAAACCAGCUCUUGACGUGUCACCAGGACGAAACACCGAGCAAAAAUCCAAGAGCUUUCUUAUUUUAUCACCUAACCAAUUCCACGAUAAUGAGUUUCAUAAUACUAGAUCCCCAAUGAUUGAUUCUCCAGGAACAAUCAUUAGUCUGAACUCGAACCAAAACACGAAAGCAGUCAACUUAUCAGUAGAGGAUAGGCCUCGUUCAGCAUGCCCUUCUCCAUUUGCCAAAGUUAAUAGACAGGCAAGAGUUGUUGAAACGAAUGAUGAAAUCCUGACAGAUGGAGUUGACGAGGAUUUAGCAAUCGGAACUCCGAGACAAGAACAUUCGAGGGCAGGUACCUUGAAAUCAGUGUCUUCACCACCACCAAAGGUGCCAUUACCUAGUACUCCAUCGAGAGGUGAAGAUAUUUCCAAAAAAUUCAGUUUUGUUGAAACACCCAAAGGUUUGGGAUUGGAGGGCGUGGACUACGAUAAUCACGAAGACCAAAGAAGUUAUAUCAAACUGCAACAAGAUCAAAGACAGCAUGAUAUUAGCGAGAAGACUAGCCCGUCUUCAAUAAUGUCUACGCCCAAAAGGGUUGUAGGCAAUUUUUCACCUGCAGUAACCAACUUGGAACCAAAGAAUUCCGAUUUAUCAAAUGACCAACAACACAAACAUCUGCAAAAGAACCAGAAUGUUUCACGUACAGCUUCACUUAUCAAGAACUUGAAACACAAACGUUCCACCUCAGGAAAUCAAAAUAAACUAGCUGCACUUUUCACUACAGGCAGUAAAGAAGAUCACAGAAAUGGCCAUACAAGACAAACAUCUGAUGGGUCACUUUUUAGUAGUAUUGCCAAUGCCUACAUUUCGCCACCAAUAACUAAUGGCGCUUUAGGGGGACGUAAUCAUAUUAGACUGACCUCAGACUCCACAGUAUUGUUAUCAGAUGAAGACCACCACUACAGCAAUGUUGCGGUUAAGAAUGAUAUUGAGCAAUUGAAUAGCAGUAAGGUUUUGCUAGAAGAGGAUGUUAAGAAGUUGAGAGAUGAAAGACAUAAGCUCAAUGAACAGUUGAAGAUGAUACAAUCUAAGAUCUCUUCGGAAUCGAUUAGAUACGACAAUUUGGUAGCUGAAAUUUCCGAGUUGCAGAUACAGAAGACAAAGAUCACAAACGAGAAUAAAGAUUUGAUUGAACAACAAAAAAAUAGACAAGCUUCUGGUGCCACUGGAAAAUUAUCAACGUCAUCUAGCAAUGACUCUGAUCCUGACGCUUCUACAUUGGGCAAGAGUGUGAAUACACAUCUCUCACCUUACAAAAGUUCUUCUGAUAGUACACUGGUUGUAUCAAGAGAGAAUUUUGAAUAUCUGGACCACUUGUCUCCUGAUAGACAUCAAGGUCAAUUUCAACAACAUCAACAAUACCAACAACAAUAUCAACAACAACAGCCACAGCAACAGCUUAUAGAGGACGAACAAGCACAUAAAGCCACACGGUUGAAAUUUUGGAGAAGACCAAAAGUAGGAACAACACAGGUUAUCCUGUCUAAUGAGUAUAAUAACAAUGGUAACGGACACAACAAUGGUGCAAGAAUUCCAAAUAGUUUUUCCACUCAGGCAUUACGUAUACCUGCUCAUAACUCCGGUAGUUCAUUCAAUAACAAUGGAGCAAACAACAAUAACCAACAGAACAAAUUCUCGAAAUCUAAAUCAAGUAACGUAUUGGACUCAUUGCUUUCUGGAGACUCCAGCCAGGUACCACUUUUCAACAGCACUUUACAACAGCGUGCUGAGUAUGAGAAAAGUCAAGUUCCAAUUAUUAUUACCAGAUGUCUAGCUGAGGUCGAGAAACGAGGCUUAGAUUUCGAAGGGAUAUACCGUAUUUCAGGUGGGAAUUCUGCUAUUGUUUCUAUUGAAAAUGCGUUUUCCAGCUUAUCCAAUGAUCCCGAUGAGAAACAAUUAAACCGAGUGGAUGAGACUUUGGAUGUCGAUAUUCAUGCCGUUACAUCAGCAUUGAAGAGAUAUUUACGGAAAUUACCUGAUCCAGUCAUUCCAUUUGACUUGUACGACGACUUUAUUAAAGUAUCAACUAAAGCUUCCCAUUCCAAAGAGGUCCGUAUUGCAGAAUUGCAGAAGAUUGUUAAUAAAUUGCCACCAGCAAACAGAGAGACAUUAAGAUUAAUUGUCAACCAUUUGCAUUUGGUAAAUUCUUUGAAGGAUAUAAAUAAAAUGGGUUAUAAGAAUUUGUCAGUUGUUUUUGCCCCAACUUUAGCGAAGGAUGAAUCCGGUGUAAAAGAAAUGACCGAUAUGGGAUUUAGAAAUGAUACAACAGAGUUACUAUUGACAGAAUCACAUAGAAUCUUUUAG